AUGCUGGAAGACCCUGAUGCAUGGGUCCGCAGUGCAGCUUGUGACGCUUUGGGCGGCCUUUCUUCCAUUCAGUUGGCAAAGCACUCCUCAGAGCUGGUAAAGAACUUGGCAGAGAAGAAGUUGGAUUUGGAGUCUUCCUCGGCUAUUUUCAGAGUUCCAAUUCAAUCCGCACCUAGUCGGGACACCUGGUUGCACAUUGCUGCCAAACAUGGCAGCUUUGAGGUUUGCCGCGCAGUGCUUCACGGCAGAUUCGCCGCACCGGCCCAGCGGAAUUAUCAUAAAAAAACCGCUAGCGAUGUUGCUGCUGCCCAUGGACACAAAGAACUGGCUGAAGAGUUGAAACCAAAAGUGCUGGAGACAAGAGGCGGCACGGGCGCGGCAUUUGCCAAAGCUUGGGAUUGCAAAGACAUGGUAACUGAAGUGAGCUGGUGGAUGUUGCCUUUGCCCGGCGUUGUAGGUUCUUGUUUUGGAACCGUGCAUUCAAUGUUGAAGAUUCGAGCUGGCGAGAAGUCGUUUCUGAUUGAAGGAGCCUUCCCCGAACAGGUUAAGAGGUACGGGGAGACCACGGAGGAAAUCAAGCAAGCUGCAAAGAACGGAUUGUUUGUGUCAGAGUGGUCGGAUGUCGAAAAUGCCGAUAACCUGCGGGAUCUUCAUGGGAAGCAGCUAUGGGGAGAUCACCUUGGCAAUGCAAUCACCACUCGUGACUUGAUUCGCCAUUUGCUGAGAAAGGGUCUCUACAACACCGGCAGGAACAACUGCCAUCACACAGCCUUCCACGGAUAUAACUUCUGUGCAGCUACCAAGGAGCAACUCAGAAGUCUUCCCGUCAACUAUGCUCAGACCAAGUUAGCGUGGGGCUUUCCCUAG
Molecule: messenger RNA, 867 nt
Organism: Durusdinium trenchii
Lineage: Eukaryota; Dinophyceae; Suessiales; Symbiodiniaceae
Source: the annotation of a GenBank genome assembly